This is a messenger RNA of Drepanopeziza brunnea f. sp. 'multigermtubi' MB_m1, 1515 nucleotides long. RefSeq lists its product as uncharacterized. Gene Ontology annotation, cellular component: alpha DNA polymerase:primase complex. Gene Ontology annotation, biological process: DNA replication initiation; DNA replication, synthesis of primer. NCBI's taxonomy places the organism in Eukaryota, Fungi, Ascomycota, Leotiomycetes, Helotiales, Drepanopezizaceae. The record is from RefSeq and is a predicted model, not a curated record.
AUGAUCAGACAAGACUUCGCACGUAUCGAUUCAAAGAGGAAGGGGAUGGACUACAGGAAAAAGCAAUUCGCGACGCCCGCAUACCAGAAUCUCGAAUACCACCACAGAUUGAACUUUUAUGUCACCCCGCCCACGGCAGACAUUACGCUCGAGCAGUUCGAGCAGUGGGCUAUCGAUCGUCUGCGAAUCCUGGCCGAACUCGAAGCCUGCUCCUUUCGGAACAAAUCCCCCACCGAGACAGCAACGCACAUGAAACCCUUACUUGACAAGUAUUUACCGCUCGCGACCUCUACAUCCGGAUCCAUGGCUAUACAGUCCGAGAGACAGAAGGACCACUACAGUCAUUUCAUUCUGCGGCUUGCGUUUGCGUCAACAGAGGAUCUGCGGAGACGGUUUUCGCGCGUCGAGUCUAUGCUCUUCCGGCUGAGGUUUCAGGCUGAUGACUUGAGGGAACGGCAGUUGUUUGUGGAGAGCUUAAAUUUGGACUGGGAGACCGUGAGUGAUGAUGAGAGGAGGGAGUACGCGGAGGAGUUGAGGGCUGCGGGUGGAGGAUACCCGAAGAGGAUCGAGGAGGAGAGUUACUUCAAGGUCGACUGGGAGAGAGUGCCCGAGUUGGUAGAGCAUAGGAGGGUGUUUGUGAAGGGUGGGAAGGCGUAUGUUCCUGGUAAGGAACAGCUGUCCAUGGUUGUGGCGGAAUUCACUACUCGGCUGGAGAAGGCUCUUGAGAUGACAUCUCGUGCCCUUCCCCGGCUCGACGAGGACGACCGCCUAACGCCUAUCCUAGCCCAUCUUUCCCAGAACUUCACUACCCCAGAUGCGAACUACUCAAGCUCGGCAACCGCUCUUCCUGGUGCCGACAUCUCAGCACGAAACAUCGACACCCUCUCUUCCUCCUUCCCGCUCUGCAUGCAAAACCUGCACCGCUCGCUCCGCCGCGACGCUCAUCUCAAGCACUACGGUCGUCUCCAAUACACGCUCUUCCUCAAAGGUAUUGGCCUCAACCUCGAAGAAUGUCUCGUCUUCUGGCGCUCCUCAUUCAGCAAGAUCACCGACGACGUAUUCAACAAGGAAUACAGAUACAACGUUCGUCACGCCUAUGGUGAUGUAGGCGGCGAUUCUAACAGGAGAGGGAAUGGGUACAGCCCGUUCUCGUGCCAGAAGAUUCUGACGGAACAUCCGCCUGGACCCGGAGAGGCGCAUGGAUGUCCGUAUAGGCACUUCAGUGUGGAUAAUCUGACCGGGCUAUUGCAGGCCGUAGGUAUCAAGGAUCAGGAGGUGUUGAGGGGGGUCAAGGAGGACAAGGAGAAGAUGAAGUAUCAUCUGGCUUGUAACAGGGUAUUCGAUUAUGUGCAUAAACAAGAGAUCAAGAGAGUCAAGGAUGAUGGUACCUGGACGACUUCGCAGCUGGAGACUCUUGUCCAUCCUAACGAGUACUUCAAGAGGAGUUACCUGUUGAAGAACUUGGGGAAGAGCUCUACGGAGGAAGAGAAGGCCGAUGUUCAGAUGAAGGACUAA